AUGUGUGAGGCAAAUGACACGAUUCGUGGCGUGACCUCUGCAGAUGCAAAGGAAGUCCAAGUUGCCUGUGCGGAGAAGUCGUCACCCGCAGCCGACUGGAGGAAAAAGGCUUAUGCCGCAACCAUCUGUGCUUUCGUAGCUUCUACCGGCUUCUUCCAUGGCUAUGACAACGGGGUCGUGAAUGACGUUUUUACUAUGCCGAGCUUCCGUUCCAUGAUGGGCUGGCCAGCAGAGGACAAUGCCACGGUUGCAUUCUGGGAGGGUUUGACCGUCAACGGCUUCAACAUCGCAGCAGCUAUUGCUGCUGUCCUAGCUGGACACCUUCUGGUGGACAAGCAUGGGCGGCGCCCCGCGCUAUUCAUUGGCUCUCUUUUGUUUGCUGCUGGUGGCGGCUUGCAAACAUCAGCACAAAAUGCGAUCAUGCUCAUUGUGGGAAGGGUCGUGGCUGGGGUUGGUGUCGGCAUCACAUCGUCGGCUGGACCAGCCUUCAUUUCGGAAGUUGCCCCGGAGAAGAUCCGCGGUAUGCUUGUAGGCAUCUAUCAAAACAACGUCUGCUUAGCCAUCGUGGCUGCUGCAGUGCUGAACUACGCCGUGCACGACGAAACGUUCGGUUGGCGCUUGUCCCUGGGCCUUCAGGUCGAUUCUUGGCUGCCUUCCGAAUAG
Molecule: messenger RNA, 663 nt
Organism: Symbiodinium sp. CCMP2592
Lineage: Eukaryota; Dinophyceae; Suessiales; Symbiodiniaceae
Source: the annotation of a GenBank genome assembly